AUGUCCGCGUACGCCAUGUUCCACAUGCGCGCGAGGCAGAACAUGCCCUCCCAGCGCACGCUGAACUUCUUGUCCCGCACGCGCUCGCCGAGGUGGUGCAGUAUCCGCUUCCCCCACCCCUUGCCGUCGCCGUCGGCGCUCUUGCCCUUCCCGCGACCGGCGGUGGCCGCGGCGGCCACCGGCGCCCCGGAGGCAAGCUCGGGGUUGUAG
This is a messenger RNA of Morchella importuna, 210 nucleotides long. RefSeq lists its product as uncharacterized. NCBI's taxonomy places the organism in Eukaryota, Fungi, Ascomycota, Pezizomycetes, Pezizales, Morchellaceae. The coding region runs from base 1 to 210 and encodes 69 amino acids. The transcript has a single exon. The record is from RefSeq and is a predicted model, not a curated record.